AAGCUGACACCUCUUUCCUGGUCCUUCUUUGUGGACUUCCCCUCUGGCCUUUCUCAUAAUACCUUCUAGCCCACUGCAGUCCUGAUCCGACAUCUGAUUCUAAUCAUUCUCCCAUUCCUUCUCCAGACCUGGAGACUGGUCGGGGUUGGCCUCACACCCGAACAGGUGCGAUGCUCCUGAAUCCCCCCAGAAGGCCAUGCUGCUUAACAGAUCCAUCUCUCUCUCCUCCCCCACUGCUAUCUGUUUUCCAAGAGUGAACAGCAGCACUGCCAGCUGAUCUGCUGCUUGCUGCCUCCAAUGCCUCUUCUAAUGUCACCACCGCCUCUGCUGUCUGCCGCUCUCUUCCCUCUUUGGGCCACAUUUUUUCUCCUUGUUAUUUUCUGCUCUCUCCUUUGCCUGCCACUACUGAAUAUCUCAACUUUGGCUUCUCAGGAACCCAAAUCCCGCCUUCUGGCCAGCAAACCAAUCACACGUAUUGUCUGCCAUCUCUACAUCUUUGGUUCAGCCCAGCUAUUUUGGUCCCUGCUCGCACUCUGAGAUUUUUCUCACUUUCCUCUGGGUUUACACCUCUUUCAGCACUUAAAGGGUGAUAGACAUCUUAGAGUUGGUUAACUGAGCUAUAAAGGUCAGACUUCUGACACAGCUGGUGAUUGGCUAAUGGAUCUAGGUGUCAAAAGAUGGAAGAACUGGUUAAAGUCAUAUGGCUAUCUGCUUCCCUAUGACUCACGGGCACCCGCGCUGCACUCAGGGAAGGUCUUACAGUCAGCAGUCUCCACUAUGCAGCAGUUUUAUGGGAUCCCAGUCACCGGUGUGUUGGAUCAGACAACAAUCGAGUGGAUGAAGAAACCCCGCUGUGGUGUCCCUGAUCACCCCCACUUAAGCCGCAGGCGGAGGAACAAGCGCUAUGCCCUGACUGGACAGAAGUGGAGACAAAAACACAUCACCUACAGCAUUCACAACUAUACCCCAAAGGUGGGGGAGCUAGACACACGGAAAGCAAUUCGCCAGGCUUUUGAUGUGUGGCAGAAGGUGACCCCGCUGACCUUUGAAGAGGUGCCAUAUCAUGAGAUCAAAAGUGACCGGAAGGAGGCAGACAUCAUGAUCUUCUUUGCUUCUGGUUUCCAUGGCGACAGCUCCCCAUUUGAUGGAGAAGGGGGAUUCCUGGCCCAUGCCUACUUUCCUGGCCCAGGGAUUGGAGGAGACACUCACUUUGAUUCAGAUGAGCCGUGGACACUAGGAAAUGCCAACCAUGAUGGGAAUGACCUCUUCCUGGUGGCUGUGCACGAGCUGGGCCAUGCGCUAGGACUGGAGCACUCCAACGACCCCAGCGCCAUCAUGGCGCCCUUCUACCAGUACAUGGAGACACACAACUUCAAACUGCCUCAGGAUGAUCUCCAGGGCAUCCAGAAGAUCUACGGACCCCCAGCUGAGCCCCUGGAGCCCACCAGACCCCUCCCCACGCUCCCCGUCCGCAGGAUCCACUCACCAAGUGAGAGGAAACAUGAGCGCCAGCCCAGGCCACCUCGGCCGCCCCUCGGGGACCGGCCGUCCACACCGGGCGCCAAACCCAACAUCUGUGAUGGCAACUUCAACACAGUGGCACUCUUCCGAGGCGAGAUGUUUGUGUUUAAGGAUCGCUGGUUCUGGCGCCUGCGCAAUAACCGGGUACAAGAGGGCUACCCCAUGCAGAUUGAGCAGUUCUGGAAGGGCCUGCCUGCCCGCAUAGAUGCAGCCUAUGAAAGGGCUGAUGGAAGAUUUGUCUUCUUCAAAGGUGACAAGUACUGGGUAUUUAAGGAGGUGACGGUGGAGCCUGGGUACCCCCACAGCCUGGGGGAGCUGGGGAGCUGUCUGCCCCGAGAAGGCAUUGACACAGCUCUGCGCUGGGAACCUGUGGGCAAGACCUACUUUUUCAAAGGCGAACGGUACUGGCGCUACAGCGAGGAGCGGCGGGCCACGGACCCUGGCUACCCCAAGCCCAUCACUGUGUGGAAGGGCAUCCCACAGGCUCCCCAGGGGGCCUUCAUCAGCAAGGAAGGAUAUUACACCUACUUCUACAAGGGCCGGGACUACUGGAAGUUUGACAACCAGAAACUGAGUGUGGAGCCAGGUUAUCCACGCAACAUCCUACGUGACUGGAUGGGCUGCAACCAGAAGGAGGUGGAACGGCGGAAGGAGCGGCGGCUGCCCCAGGACGAUGUGGACAUCAUGGUGACCAUCAAUGACGUACCAGGCUCUGUGAAUGCUGUGGCUGUGGUCAUCCCCUGCAUCUUGUCCCUCUGCAUCCUGGUGCUGGUCUACACCAUCUUCCAGUUCAAGAACAAGGCAGGCCCUCAGCCUGUCACCUACUAUAAGCGGCCAGUCCAGGAGUGGGUGUGAGCAGCCCAGAGCCCUCUCUGUCCACUCGGUCUGGCCAGCCAGGCCCUUCCUCAUCAGGGUCUCAGGGGCAGCUCUGGCCACUGCCCACCGGGGCCAGAAGGGCCCUAGGCCAGGGGUCGUGCAGCUGAAGUGGUAGGUACAUUGGCCUAGGCUGAGCAUGAGGCAGGGAGUGAUGGUGGCUGUGCCCCAGGGUGGGUGUCUGGCAGCCAGUUGCCAGCCUUCUGUCCUGGGUGAACUGCUCCCUACGCAAGGGAAUAGGCCAGGCCCCAUCAGGAGGCAGGGACCAUGCCAGGAGGAGGCCCUGUGGUCACUGCAUCCUGUGGUUAUCAAUGAGGCACCACAGCUCUGUUCCUGGCUGGACCCAGCACCUUCUGUGGAAGCCAGCACUAGCACUCUCAGCCCCCUCUGGGAGAUGCCACCAAUCCUGGUCCCCCUUUGCCAACACCUGCUGGUCAGAUGUCCCCCUGCCCCCACCCCACUGUCCUCCAAGGCUACAAACAAGACCCCUGCUGCCAACAUGGCGGGCAACAAGCCCGGGUUUCCGCUGCUGGCAUACAGCAGAUCCCUCAGGAAACCUGCUCCACAUCAGGGUCUCCUUUGAGAUCUAGGAUUUAGGGUCACAUGUUGCAGGCAGUGCUGUGGCCCAGCGGGGUCUGACAAGGACCCAGCUGUCACGUCGUGAAUAUUUAAAUGUCCUGUUACUACUGUUUUAAAAGUCCCAUUCUGCAAAGGCUGUUUGAGGCGUUAGGUGAAUUAGAGGUGACUAUCUUGGCGAUGAGGCCAGCGUGGCCGGCCCUUCCCCAGGAGACAAGGACCAAGGUGCUGCUAAGGCCACUCUAGCGCCUAGACACCCCAGGAGCUGGACCUGCUCAUGAGGCUAAAGGUCUGGGGCAGGAGCUGAUCCCACCUCUGGAGGCUGAUCUGAGUUCUGACUAUCCUCCACUUCUCUGUCCCUCUCCCCAUUCUCCCAGUCCCCAGCCCUGUUGCUUAUGGCCUGGGGCUCAGCCUGACUAGCUAGGUGAGGCAGAAAUGGCUCCAGGCCAACAUUCUCAUGGCUUUGGGGUUAAU
Panthera uncia (snow leopard) is the source of this 3444-nucleotide messenger RNA. RefSeq names its product matrix metallopeptidase 24 (gene MMP24). Gene Ontology annotation, biological process: extracellular matrix organization; proteolysis; collagen catabolic process. Lineage: Eukaryota; Metazoa; Chordata; Mammalia; Carnivora; Felidae. The coding region runs from base 658 to 2376 and encodes 572 amino acids. The transcript is spliced from 9 exons. The record is from RefSeq and is a predicted model, not a curated record. Gene Ontology annotation, cellular component: extracellular matrix. Gene Ontology annotation, molecular function: zinc ion binding; metalloendopeptidase activity.